CUUGCGAUUGCCCCUCUAUCAGGCUAUCGGCGGUGUUGGAAACAUUACGGGACACCUUGAAGGAGGACGACGUAAGGACCGCCGCCCGGGGGGGCCCCUUGGAGAAACCCAACCCAACCUAACCUUACCGACCGACGACCCCCCGAAGAAACAUCAGACAACGCAAAAGGGCCGACGGCGGCGCUGGAGGAGGAGAGGAAAGUGGACUCUGGAGGAGCGGCGCCGGCGCCCAGCGCACCGGCCAAGAAACGCCAAGUUGGCCGUCAUUCCUUGGCUGGCAAACGGGCCAAACAGAGGCUCAGUAACGUUCGUCCGCAGUCCACCUCUCAUGCCCACCUCGGGGCGGCCAAGACGUCCCGCUGUCCAAUACGAUGAACCGUCGUUACUCGCGCCGCUGAAUCAAGCAAGGCUGGGCAUGUUGGACGAGAUUAGCAGAAAGCCUUUCAGAGCCCCUGUUAACCCCCCCCAUCGUCCGAGUAUCCCGCAAAAAACAUGCGUCAAGUUGCAACAUGAUACGUGGAGAGGGCAUCUUCGUCUGCUUGCGCAGGUUACCCACGAUCUUCUUGCGAUAUCGUUCGACACAUUUCAAUGAGUCUAUUCAUCCAUGAUCCCUCAAGGACCGCUGUCCCCCUCAACUCCGUCCACCGUCUUCCCCUCCUCCCCCUCCUCCCGCCCAGCGUCUGGGCGUCUCACUCGGGGUGGCUGUGUUUCUCGGCAGACCCGUUCUCAACUUCUCUCCCCCCCGCCCGUAUCGCGCCCGGGACGCUGUGAGUCGGCCACACCGGGGCAGGAUCCCGGUUCCUGUUCGCGCUCUCUCCACGAUGCUCGCAGCGGCAAUUUGGACAAACUCUGGGCAGGCGUCCUCGGAUGCGGGGGCGGACAGGAGGCAAGCAGCCAGCCAGGACGGUAAGAGGAUGAGGGAGACGGACAGCGAUGGGCACAACUGGUACAACACUGCGCUGUGCAGUGCUGUGCAGUACUGUGCAGAGAUGGUGUGACGAGAGAAGGGUUGAUUCGGGUCGAGGGAUAACCGGAACCCACCAAACUGAUUCGAUUGCGGGUUUCGACGGGAGAGACGUUGGACGAACACGGCCGAAAGUCUCGGGGUCCCUUUUUUCUUUUUUUUUUCGAUUGCGACGGUGCCGGCGCCGAAAGGGGCCGUUUCAUAGCGUAACCUCCGGUCUCCUCAUAAUCGUAGGGACCCGGGACAAAACACGGCGCUUUAUACUUGUCCAGUGCUCCGAGAGAGGCCUCCUGAGUAACGUAGUGCCGUGCGGGCGUCGUAUGGUGCGUACGUCACUUGUUCACGGGUGUCGCUGA
Molecule: messenger RNA, 1320 nt
Organism: Colletotrichum destructivum
Lineage: Eukaryota; Fungi; Ascomycota; Sordariomycetes; Glomerellales; Glomerellaceae
Exons: 2
Coding region: 934-1320 (128 amino acids)
Source: RefSeq, a predicted model, not a curated record